CAUCUUUCUCGUGGGUUUUGUUUUGUACAUAUCUCUUUAGCCCCCUCUUCGCCUCGACCAUCCCCCACCUCCUGGCCGGCCCAGUCACUGACCUUGUUGAUCAAGCUCGUCUCUCGUCCCGCGUCAAGAUUCUCCUCGCCCCUCGCCUCGCAGCUCUCGACACACCGUUCUCUGGUUAGAACGAUAUAUACAUCAAAGUAGAACCGCUACCGGCUAGCAUUCUCAUCCCCCGAUCUGUUAUCCCUCGGCUGUUCUGUAUAGAUCUUUUUGAAAAAGAGAAAAUCCUUUGAGAGGUUGAUCCUUUCUGAUUAACGACUAGUAUAGACGCGCAUCUCUCCUAUAUCUUUCAAAAGAGCCGGUCGGCUCAUCCAAAAUCACACCUCCUACCCCUACUCCACAAGUCGAGAACGAUGCUCGCCUCCAUUCUCCUCCUCGCCCUCCCUCUGGCCCUCGCCAACCCCGUCCCCACCUCUGCCCCCGCCCCAUCGCCUAGCUCCACCUCUGGCGGUUUCUCCGCCGGGCUCUCACACGGCCAAGGCGCCAUCGCCCGCUCCAACUCUUACGCCAACGCCAAGCGCGGCCUCGUCGCGCGCGACGACGAUGAGGGACUGCCGCCGAGUUGGCUGUUGUGGGCUGGGGCGAGGUUGGAUGCCAAGUACAAUGGCGCGAAUGGGUUCAAGGAGGCGUAUGCGAAGGAGAUCACGAAGCGGGCUGAUAACGGUGAAAUCUCGUUGACAGACCACAACCUCGACACUUCCUACUCUGCCUCCCUCUCCGUCGGUACCCCCGCGCAGACAUUCGACAUUGUCCUCGACACCGGCUCCUCCGACCUGUGGCUCGCCUCGGAAAAGUGCUCCACCACCGCCUGCUCAUCCAUGGACGAAUACUCUCUCUCCAACUCGUCCACCGCCGUCAACCUGUCGACUUCAUUCUCAAUUGAGUAUGGGAGUGGGAAAGCGAGUGGAGCGUUGGUGCAGGAUUUGGUGACCCUGGGCGGUUAUUCGGUCGCGAGUCAGACGUUUGCGGCUUGCGAUAGUGUUAGUACGGGACUGCUGAGUACGGGGGUCAGUGGGAUUAUGGGGCUUUCGUGGCAGGCUUUGGCUUAUUCCAAAGCGACGCCAUGGUGGAUCACCCUUGCAAAAAGCUCGACCUGGAGCCAACCCCUCUUUGCUUUUUACCUCGCGCGAUACCGCAACGUCGCCGGCGCCACUGCCAAAGAGACUGACGGCGGUACCGCCACUUUCGGCUACCUCGACUCUUCCCUCUACUCUGGCGACGUGACCUACGUCGACGUGGAGGAUGACGCGGAGUAUUGGCAGAUUGAAAUGGCCUCUGCUACCAUCCAAGGCUCUUCCAUCUCGCUCAACUCGUCGUACAACAUGGUCGCGAUUGAUACCGGCACAACCCUCAUCGGUGGGCCCGAGUCCAUCGUCGCAGAGAUCUACUCCAAAAUCGACGGUGCCCAGCGCAUGACAGGUUCUUAUGCUUCCUACUACGAGUACCCCUGCAACACUUCUGUCGAGCUCGACUUGACGUUUGGAGGGUACACGAUCGAGAUUACCGACCAGGAUUUCAACCUUGGGAGGUACUCUUCGGAUACUUCCAUGUGUACCGGGGCGGUGUAUGUGCAGUCGUUGUCUUCGUCGUCGCCAGUGCAGUGGAUUGUGGGGGAUGCGGCGAUCAAGAAUACGUAUACCGUGUUCCGAUACAAUCCCGCGGCGGUGGGCUUUGCUGCUCUUGCUGGAUCGGUGACCUCUAGUGAGGCCGCGCAGUCUACGACCAUUGCGGACAUCUCGUCUGUGCUGGCUGCUGCUUCCAGCUCGGCUACUGCUUCCACUACUCCCGCUUCCUCGUCUUCUGCUGCUACCUCGUCUACCGCUACUUCUUCAGGGGCAAGCGCUACCAGCAAGGCAGCGUCCGUCUCGUCCGGAGUGCCGCACGUCGUCAGUGUUGGGUCAUCAAGUACCGAGACUAUCGGCAGUGCUACAGCUUCUGAAUCGGAUAGCGCUGCGGCAGCUUCAGCUACGAGCGGGGCUUUGCCUCUAUUCAGUUCCAGUCGAUGGGUUGUAGCGCUAUUGAGCGCUGCUGUGGGCGUGUUGUUGCUGUAAGAUUUGUCACCUUUUUUGCAUUUUUUUGGAGCUCUUUUACAAGAUAUAGUCAUCCUGCAUUUGUUUGUUUAUUAGUACCUAGUCAAACCAUCUCUUCCUUUCAAUUCAUCAUACAUCCAAAUCAACUGGAAACGAUCAUUUUUUACGUACCAUCUUGCUUAUGAUCUCAACGUCUCUCGUUCAUGCUAUGCUCUGCUUUCUGCAUUGGUCCUCUAGCCUCUGGGAAUGUUUCAAGGCAUAUGCACUCUUUUGUGUACUCUUCUCGAG
This is a messenger RNA of Cryptococcus amylolentus CBS 6039, 2375 nucleotides long. RefSeq lists its product as hypothetical. The transcript has 5 exons. Gene Ontology annotation, biological process: proteolysis. NCBI's taxonomy places the organism in Eukaryota, Fungi, Basidiomycota, Tremellomycetes, Tremellales, Cryptococcaceae. The record is from RefSeq and is a predicted model, not a curated record. Gene Ontology annotation, molecular function: aspartic-type endopeptidase activity. Bases 411 to 2108 code for a protein of 565 amino acids.